AUGGAGAUUGGUGUACGAGCUCCCGUUCAGAACUCGCUUCGAAGUCGUGAGCCCCUGCGCGGUCCGAAGAGGGUUGCACGGAGCUCUUUGGGCAGGCCGUUUGGAAGGGAAGUAUGCGAAGUAUGCAGAGUCUCCUCGUGGUUCCUGCCAAUGGCCUUCGGCUAUUGCGGUUACAGGCAGAGGCACAGAGCUGGGAAAGUUUCUUUAGAGGCACUUGCCAUGAAGAAGAGAAGUCUGGUCACGAGGGGCGAAAUACUUCCUGCGCAGCCGGUGCCAGAUGGCAUCGUAGCACCUCCUUAUGUUGCUGAUCCAGACCAAGUACGUGGCUGGUGGAACUCACGAAUUGAACCAAAAACGGACGAAGACGUUGCGGCAAUGAGGUCUGCUGGAGAGCUGGCACGUGCGGCCUUGGACUUGGCAGCUGGUCUGAUUCGGCCAGGCAUCACUACUGAGCAGAUGGACAAGGAACUGCACACCUUUAUUUGUGACCAUGGAGCUUACCCGAGCGAUCUCCAGUACAAAGGCUUCCCGAAGAGUGUCAUGAUCAGCAUCAACGAAGUGAUUUGUCAUGGCAUUCCCGACUGCCGCCCGCUGGAAGAUGGUGAUCUGGUAAAUGUGGACGUGACGCUGUACAGACAUGGCUUCCAUGCAGACACUGCGCGCACAUGGAUGUGUGGUGAGGCAGAUCCGGCAGGCGCGCGCCUUGUGGCGUCCACGCGCGAGGCGCUGGAUGCCGCUGUGGCCGUUUGCAGUCCUGGAGCGCCAUUGAAAGCCAUCGGCGAUGCAGUAGCAAACGUAGCUGAACGCGAAGGCUUCGGCAUCGUCAAGACCCUGGUUGGCCAUGGAAUCGGAGAGUUCUUUCAUGGAGUUCCACAGAUCUUCCACUGCCGCAACAGCGACAAUCGAAAGAUGCAGGAAGGCACCACCUUCACCAUCGAACCGGUUCUGACAGAAGGCGAACCAGAGUGGUUUACGUGGGAAGACGGAUGGACCGUUGCCACAACGGACGGCGGCCGCGCAGCCCAGUUUGAGCAUACAAUCCUAAUCACAGCCGAAGGCUGCGAGGUUCUUACGUGA
Messenger RNA from Symbiodinium necroappetens, 1077 nucleotides. NCBI's taxonomy places the organism in Eukaryota, Dinophyceae, Suessiales, Symbiodiniaceae. The record is from the annotation of a GenBank genome assembly.